CCCGGCUCGAGCCCCACGCAGCCCGCCCUUGAGCGCCGGUCCGGGUUAUUUAUGCGGCGGCCGCGUCCGCCAGCUGCGGCUUCCUCCAGCCCCCACCCCGGGCGCGCCCCCACUCGCGGCAGCAGCUACCAGGAAUCGCGCGUGGGUGUGUUUGGGAGCUUCUGCCUCGGCGCCGCGGGUGCCACCUCCCGGGACGCUGCCCAGGCGUCCUCGGUCGCGGGCUACUCUAAUGUGAUGCUGGGAUUGAAUUUACCUAGGGCUCCAUAUCAAGGUUGACUCGAAAGUCUUGCGGAAGAUCUGGAAGAAAUAGGUAUUAAGUCAUGAUGCAGGAAUCCGCGACAGAGACAAUAAGCAACAGUUCAAUGAAUCAAAAUGGAAUGAGCACUCUAAGCAGCCAAUUAGAUGCUGGCAGCAGAGAUGGAAGAUCAAGUGGUGACACCAGCUCUGAAGUAAGCACAGUAGAACUGCUGCAUCUGCAACAACAGCAGGCUCUCCAAGCAGCAAGACAACUUCUCUUACAGCAGCAAACAAGUGGAUUGAAAUCUCCUAAGAGCAGUGACAAACAGAGACCACUGCAGGAAUUGCUUCCAGAAACAAAAUUAUGUGUCUGUGGCCACUCUUCUGGUGAUGGGCAUCCUCACAACACAUUUGCAGUGCCUGUGUCGGUGGCCAUGAUGACUCCCCAGGUGAUCACCCCUCAGCAAAUGCAGCAGAUCCUUCAGCAGCAAGUCCUGUCUCCUCAGCAGCUCCAAGCCCUUCUCCAGCAGCAGCAGGCAGUCAUGCUGCAGCAGCAACAACUACAAGAGUUUUACAAGAAACAGCAAGAGCAGUUACAUCUUCAGCUUUUGCAGCAGCAGCAACAGCAGCAGCAGCAGCAACAGCAGCAGCAGCAACAGCAGCAGCAGCAGCAACAGCAGCAGCAGCAACAGCAGCAGCAACAACAGCAGCAGCAACAGCAUCCCGGAAAGCAAGCAAAAGAGCAGCAGCAGCAGCAGCAGUUGGCGGCCCAGCAGCUUGUCUUCCAGCAGCAGCUCCUCCAGAUGCAGCAACUCCAGCAGCAGCAGCAUCUGCUCAGCCUUCAGCGUCAGGGACUCAUCUCCAUCCCACCUGGCCAGGCGGCCCUUCCUGUCCAGUCGCUGCCUCAAGCUGGCUUAAGUCCUGCUGAGAUUCAGCAGUUAUGGAAAGAAGUGACUGGAGUUCACAGUAUGGAAGACAACGGCAUUAAGCAUGGAGGGCUAGACCUCACUACUAACAAUUCCUCCUCGACUACCUCCCCCACCGCUUCCAAAGCAUCACCACCAAUAACCCAUCACUCCAUGGUGAAUGGACAGUCUUCAGUUCUAAAUGCAAGGCGAGACAGCUCAUCACAUGAGGAGACUGGGGCCUCUCACACUCUCUACGGCCAUGGAGUUUGCAAAUGGCCAGGCUGUGAAAGCAUUUGUGAAGACUUUGGACAGUUUUUAAAGCACCUUAACAACGAACAUGCAUUGGACGACAGAAGCACUGCCCAGUGUCGAGUGCAAAUGCAGGUGGUGCAGCAGUUAGAAAUACAGCUUUCUAAAGAACGCGAACGUCUUCAAGCAAUGAUGACCCACUUGCACAUGCGACCCUCAGAGCCCAAGCCGUCUCCCAAACCUCUAAAUCUGGUGUCUAGUGUCACCAUGUCGAAGAACAUGUUGGAGACAUCCCCACAGAGCUUACCUCAAACCCCUACCACACCAACGGCCCCAGUCACCCCGAUUACCCAGGGACCCUCAGUAAUCACCCCAGCCAGUGUGCCCAAUGUGGGAGCCAUACGAAGGCGACAUUCAGACAAAUACAACAUUCCCAUGUCAUCAGAGAUUGCCCCAAACUACGAGUUUUAUAAAAAUGCAGAUGUCAGACCUCCAUUUACUUAUGCAACUCUCAUAAGGCAGGCUAUCAUGGAGUCAUCUGACAGGCAGUUAACACUUAAUGAAAUUUACAGCUGGUUUACACGGACAUUUGCUUACUUCAGGCGGAAUGCAGCAACUUGGAAGAAUGCAGUACGUCAUAAUCUUAGCCUGCACAAGUGUUUUGUUCGAGUAGAAAAUGUUAAAGGAGCAGUGUGGACCGUGGAUGAAGUAGAAUACCAGAAGCGAAGGUCACAGAAGAUAACAGGAAGCCCAACCUUAGUAAAAAAUAUACCUACCAGUUUAGGCUAUGGAGCAGCUCUGAAUGCCAGCUUACAGGCUGCCUUGGCAGAGAGCAGUUUACCUUUGCUAAGUAACCCUGGACUGAUCAAUAACACCUCCAGCGGCCUGCUGCAGGCUGUCCACGAAGACCUCAAUGGUUCCCUGGAUCACAUCGACAGCAAUGGGAACAGCAGCCCGGGCUGCUCACCUCAGCCGCACAUACAUUCAAUUCAUGUCAAGGAAGAGCCAGUGAUUGCCGAGGAUGAAGACUGCCCAAUGUCCUUAGUGACAACAGCUAAUCACAGUCCAGAACUAGAAGAUGACAGAGAGAUUGAAGAAGAGCCUUUAUCUGAAGAUCUGGAAUGAGAACUGACUUGUGAAACCUCAGCGUGAAGGGACAUAUCACUGACCUUCGUAACCACUCCACAACCAUGAAUAUUUGACAAAUUUUUACUGUGACUAUUUAUUAAGCAUGGAUAAAGGAGACAGCCCUAAAGGAACUUAUGAAGCCAGCCCUUUGGG
Molecule: messenger RNA, 2675 nt
Organism: Mesoplodon densirostris (Blainville's beaked whale)
Lineage: Eukaryota; Metazoa; Chordata; Mammalia; Artiodactyla; Ziphiidae
Gene: FOXP2
Product: forkhead box P2
Exons: 19
Coding region: 321-2519 (732 amino acids)
Biological process (GO): regulation of transcription by RNA polymerase II
Cellular component (GO): nucleus
Molecular function (GO): RNA polymerase II cis-regulatory region sequence-specific DNA binding; DNA-binding transcription repressor activity, RNA polymerase II-specific
Source: RefSeq, a predicted model, not a curated record